UUUGACACUUUCACAGUAAAUUUGUCCAGAAUCAACCAGAGUUAAUAACACCCUCCCAGGCACAGGUGUAGUGUGAGUUAAUGUUAAUGCAUAUCUGAUAUGGUUUUCUUAUCAUAAGGUAUUGGCUAUAUUAAUAUUAUAUUUUUUUGCAAGCCAAAAGUGCACAUUGCUGCUAACUUAGUUUGUGAUUGAUGGUUGACAGUUUUUUUCUUUUCUCCCUGCAGCUCCUUUAUAGUCAACCCCCAUCACACCUUCUUGUCAUCAUUUUGAAUACCCAAAGGCACUUUUAAGAGCCACAUCCAUCUAUCUAUCUAUCUAUCUAUCUAUCUAUCUAUCUAUCUGCCUGUCUAUCUGCCUGUCUGUCUGCCUGUCUGUCUGUCAGUCUGCCUGUCUGGGUCCGUCUGUCGGUCUGUCUGUCAGUCUGUCUGUCUGGGUCAAUCUGUUUGUGUUGCAAUGGCCACGAGACGUACCAUUGACCGCCAGCAUCCCAGCUACAAAGAGGGGAAACGUAUGGCGCUUGACAUGAAACAAGACCACAUUCUAGCUGAAGCCAAGAGAGCAGUUGAGGAGAGGAAACGGGCACGUUCUGGUGGAGAACCUCCAUGUAGCUCCAACAGUGACUGCGCCAGACGAGGCAAGCCAAGGGGGAGGCGUGGAGGGCGACGCAAAGCCUCAGCUACAGUCACAUUCCCCCCAGCUGAGUGCUCCCUGUCAUCCAAUGUGGACGUUCCACUUACUGCACCCUCAGCACAACUAAAUCCUCAAGAGGCAUUUGAAAAGUUCAUGGAUAGGCUUUCAUCUCUAAAUGCCUCAAGUCCUUCUGCCGAGCCUCAAAGAAGCUCUGCAUUGUCAUGGACUUUUCGGCAGCAGAAAGCCUCAGAGCGCUGGAAAGAAGCCCGACCAUACCACCUACAAUGCCUCAUUGAAAAGGAGGCUGUUGGUCAUCCCUUGUGUUGCCUCUGCCACAAGCCUGCUGUUAUUAGGUGCAGAGAGUGUCUCCCUGAAGAGUGGUUCUGUGGGGACUGCGAUGUACUGCAUCACAAAAAACAGCCACUCCACAACAGGGAAUGUCUGAUACGUGGGUUUUUUGAACCCAUUCCUCCAACCACACAUGUCAUUAGAGGGGAGGGUGGAUAUUACACUCAGGAGCAAGCUUGCAUCUUGCCAACUGUGAGAGUGUCAAACUGCGUCUGUGACGGCACAACCUUCACUGUGUUACCAGGCAAACCAGUGAUUUUAAUUACCAUCAAUGGGCGUUAUGACUUGCAUCAGCCACUGUAUGUAUGUCAGACGUGCCAGCAGCAGUGGACCCCUGACAUGAAGGACCUCCUUGGGAGUGGAUAUUGGCCAGCCUCUGUCAAUACUUCCACGCUGUACACGUUGGACCUCUUGAGCUCCUUUCAGGAACUCAAAGUCAUCUCUCCGGGAUUCUCCAGACAGGCCUUUGCAAAGCUGCUGGAGCAUCGCACCAAGUGUGGAGGACGAUCUGGACAUAUCAACGGCGACACUCUGCAGCGCAGCUUCUUGGAGUUUUCAUAUGCUUCGUUUGAAAAAGACCAACUCUGCUGUGGUGCUGUUUUUACCUGCCCAGCCUGCACACCAGAAAUGUUGGCUGUUUCAGCAGAUGGAAACAGAAAAUUAUAUCGCUUUCGCCGAAAUGGAAGUUCUGGUGACCAUGCCUUUUUUGAGGGAAUAUUUGUGGCUGAAGACAGUGCAGUGUCUGGAUUUGUGGACAUAAUCCAGAAAGCUGUGAAAAAUGCAAGGAAGAGGCAUGUGUGGGGACCCCAGUGGACAGCAGCAGGGGCUUCGGGGGCAUUGGAUGAGAGGGCAUGGAGGUUGCUGUGUGCCGCCAUGGUUUCCUUCUGA
Molecule: messenger RNA, 1866 nt
Organism: Dicentrarchus labrax (European seabass)
Lineage: Eukaryota; Metazoa; Chordata; Actinopteri; Moronidae
Exons: 10
Coding region: 454-1866 (470 amino acids)
Source: RefSeq, a predicted model, not a curated record